AUUUUGCGCCGGGAAUUCGGUACUUGAUCCCGAUGAUUUAUCGGCGUGGUAAGAGCCCUGUUUCUGUAUUCUGGUUGCUAAUGCAAAAGGACGCAGAUCCCUCCCGUUUUCUCUCUUUAUUUAUAAGAACCUUUUCUUUUUUCCCACUCAUCGCUGUAUUACUCUUCGUCAUCGAGUGCAUGUGCGUUGGGCGGUUGUAUGGUUUGGUAUGGUAUGCGCUCAAAGAAAGAACAUAUUGCGGGACAAAGUGAGGGGGGAAAAUCAUAUACUGGGUCGGAUAUGAGUUCCAGAGUGUCGUUACGAAACCGAUGAGAGAUUCUACAGCGGUUGCCCCAGAUUGAUAAGAGGUGGCUUAAGGCAAUCGACCUACAAUAUGGAGGACACGAUUUAUCGCUCACCGCCGUCCCAUGAUCCACGAGACGAAACGAUGUCGCAAGUACCCAUUGACGAUACACCAAAUUCAGCGGAUGACUAUCGACAAAAUGAGAAAAAGGGCCAGCGUCAGGAGCAGGAUCUGUAUGAAGAGCCUAACAUCGUCCUACCCCCUACCAUCAACGCUGCCUACGACUGGUCCGGCCCCGAUGACCCAGACAACCCUCGCAACUUCUCAGCCGCUUUACGCAUCUUCAGCACCAUUGCCAUCACCAUGCUGGCCAUGAUUGGAACCGUGGCUGGAUCAAUGUAUGCGCCCGCACAAGACGCAGUCGCUUCGUCCCUCCACUGCAGCCGCAUUGUCGCUGUCCUGCCCCUUUCGCUGUACAAUCUGGGGCUUGCCUUUGGGCCCAUGGUCGGCGCACCACUUUCAGAGACAUACGGCCGUAAAUCUGUCUUCAUGCUCUCGACCCCAGUCUUUGUGCUGUUCAUGCUCGGAGCCGGUUUCAGUCGCUCAAUAGCUGGGUUAACGGCCUGCCGCUUCUUUGCUGGCGUGUUUGCCUCACCCCUGAUCAACAAUGCGCCGGCCACGCUGCUCGACUUUACGCCGCCGCGGUAUCGGGGUGUCAGUCUGGGGGGUUACUAUGCUGUGCCGUCGUUUGGUGCUGCUUUUGGGCCCUUGAUUGGAGGGUUUGUCCUGCUUGUCAAGCCGUGGCAAUGGACGCAGUGGAUCUCCAUCUUCAUUACGGUUGCGUUUUACAUCCCUGUGUGCUUCACUCGCGAGACGUACAAGAAGGUGAUUCUCAAACGACGGGCUACGCGUCUAGGAUUGCGUGACUCGGCAUCUCAGAGAACGUCACCGGGGCGAGCGUUUAGAUACUUCUUCACGACUCUGAUCCAGCGGCCUCUGCACAUGUUAUUUACGGAGCCAAUUGUCACACUAGUAAGCGUGUAUAACGGCUUCUUGUUUGGUCUUUUGUACACGUUUGUCGUGUCUGUGCCGUGGAUAUUCAGGCACUACUAUGGGUGGUCGGCGGAGAGUGAGCCGUUGUCGUAUUUGGGGUUGAUGUGCGGCACAGCUCUUGCAGCAGCGCCCCUGAUUCUGAUCGAUCUCUUCUCUUACCAAAAGCGUUUGACAGAGUGGCAGCUUCAUCAUGAUGACGAUGAGCCACUGCCUUCGGAGAAUCGUCUCAUGUCGGCACUGAUUGGAAGCAUUAUGCUGCCAAUCUGUCUCUUCAUUGUUGGCUGGACGGUGCAUUACCACGUGCACUGGAUUGUGCCAAUCAUUUUCCAAGGUCUUGUUAUGCUGUCAUCUCUUCUCGUCUAUGCGGGCGCCAAUCUCUUCAUGCUGGAUGCGUAUGGUCCACUAUAUGGAGCGUCCGCAUCAGGAUCCAUGAUGUUCACCCGUUACUUGCUGUCUGCUGUGUUUCCUCUCUUUGCGUUACAAAUGUACGAGAACUUUGGGGCGGGAUGGGCUACGAGCAUUCUGGGCUUUGUGACAUUGGGGAUGGCACCGAUUCCUUGGUUCUUUAGGGCGUAUGGGGAGAAGCUGAGGGCGAGAAGCAAGUAUGAGAUGAGCACUUAGGAAGUUGGCGUAUAUGAUGAUAUGAUGGCUAUGAUCAGCGUUGCGAUUAAUGUAGACGAUACAAUAUUGAUGUCGAAGACGUAUCAGAUAGAUAUGUCGAGAUCCUGUUGUAGGAUAGAAACACUUCUUACGCCACUCAUCGAAAAUAGAACUCUUUCUAUACCA
Molecule: messenger RNA, 2122 nt
Organism: Trichoderma harzianum CBS 226.95
Lineage: Eukaryota; Fungi; Ascomycota; Sordariomycetes; Hypocreales; Hypocreaceae
Exons: 1
Coding region: 374-1957 (527 amino acids)
Biological process (GO): transmembrane transport; spermidine transport; spermine transport
Molecular function (GO): spermine transmembrane transporter activity; spermidine transmembrane transporter activity
Source: RefSeq, a predicted model, not a curated record